Molecule: messenger RNA, 405 nt
Organism: Pyricularia oryzae 70-15
Lineage: Eukaryota; Fungi; Ascomycota; Sordariomycetes; Magnaporthales; Pyriculariaceae
Exons: 1
Coding region: 1-405 (134 amino acids)
Source: RefSeq, a predicted model, not a curated record
AUGCGCACCACUUCGAUCGUCGUCCUCUUCACCUUGGCCUCGGGCGCCUUGAGCAUGCCGGCCCACGCCGACAACACGGCACCAGCCACCGGAACCCACACGAUCAAGACCGGAUCCGGCAAAGCUGCCGCGACCAACGCCGGACCCGGGAGUCUCAAGCGCACAAAGACUUGCGAUGUUCACCUGACCUGGGGAGAGGGAUACCUCGACUACAAAGAUUACAUAGCCCAGGGCUUGUUCCUUUGCAGCCAGUUGGGCGGCAAAUGGCCCGGCAAAAGCGAAUUGACGGGAGCAGUCCGGUGCACUGAGGUCCCAUUGUCCGUAAGCAGAAUCGGCACGGUUUGGGCUAGGCUCAAGAACGGCAUGGCGCACCAGCUACAGUACGGCUGCCUUGGCGACGACUGA